Amorphotheca resinae ATCC 22711 is the source of this 1564-nucleotide messenger RNA. RefSeq lists its product as hypothetical. Lineage: Eukaryota; Fungi; Ascomycota; Leotiomycetes; Helotiales; Amorphothecaceae. Gene Ontology annotation, cellular component: membrane. The coding region runs from base 52 to 1548 and encodes 498 amino acids. The record is from RefSeq and is a predicted model, not a curated record. Gene Ontology annotation, molecular function: transmembrane transporter activity. The transcript is spliced from 4 exons. Gene Ontology annotation, biological process: transmembrane transport.
GGCCUCUCCGCCGAUGAGCUCGAGCUUCGCGCCCAAGGCCACACUGGAGAAAUGCCCAGGCAGUUCUCCACCCUGUCGACACUCGCCAUUGCCUUUCUGCUGACCAGUUCAUGGAUUGGCUACGGCGCGACCUUUCCCUAUCCCCUGGCCGCUGGUGGUGGACCGGGAGUUUUUUGGGGUCUUUUGAUCGCUGCCUUUGCUUGUUCGGUCAUCACUACCGGAUUGGCGGAACUCUCGUCUGCUUUCCCUUCAACGGGCGGCCAAUAUCAUUUUGCAUUCAUGAUUUCCACUGAAAAGACCCGGGCGCCGGUAGCAUUUAUGAUGGGAUGGCUAAGCGUCGUAGCCUACUGUCUCUUCACCGCAUCGGCCACUAUCGUCAACGCUCAGAUUGUGGGUGCUUUGGCGACGUUCUGGCACCCGGAUUAUACCGCCAAGCAGUGGCAGAUCUACCUGCUGUACAUCCUGUUUCAGAUUCUGGCUACUGUAGUGGUCGUUUUGUUUCCAAAAGCGCUGCCCAAGACGGAAAUCAUGUUUUUCAUCAUCAGUGUCACUGGAUGUCUCGUGUUCUUCGUCACAGUUCUUGCAACGAGUGAGACGAAGCAGCCUGGUCAUGUUGUUUUCACAGACGUGACCAACGUGACUGGCUGGGGUGACGGUAUAGCGUUCCUUCUGGGAAUUGGGACCAGCAUGUAUGCGUUCAUUGCGACGGAUGGCGCCUCGCACCUUGCCGAGGAACUUCCCAACCCUGGCAAAGGAGUUCCCAGAACCAUGAUGCUCAGUCUGAUCAUGGGCGUCACCACUGUCGUCCCCUGGACGCUCGCUUUCAUGUUCUCGAGCAACGACCUAGCGGCCGCUGAGGACAGCGUCCUUCCAAUCCUCACCAUCUUCCAGCAAGCCCUGAGAAACAAAUCCGGCUCUACCUUCCUCGGCUUUUGGUUCCUCGUAGUCUACUUUGGCUCCAUCGUUAGUGCCACCGCCGCAACCGGCCGAGUCACCUGGGCUUUCGCCCGCGACAAUGGCCUCCCCUUCUCUUCCUUAUUGGCGAAGGUUCACCCAAAACUGCAAAUGCCCGCUAAUGCUACCAUUGCUUCAUCUGUCUUCAUCAUCUGCUACGGCGCUAUCUAUGUUGGAUCUACCACUGCCUUCAACAGCUUUAUUUCCAUGUCCAUCUUGUCCCUCAACAUCACUUAUGCUAUCCCGCAAGGCAUCCUACUCUGGCGGGGCCGCGACAAGGUCCUCCCCGCGAACCGGCAGUUUAACCUGGGCAAAUGGUUUGGCCCAGCAUGCAAUAUUUUCUGCGUUGCCUGGGUCUCUCUGUAUACUGUUCUCUUCUGCCUCCCAACAUACUUACCGGCAGAGGUCAAUGACAUGAACUAUGUCAGUGUAGUUGUGGCAGGUGUUGCUCUUAUCAUUGCCAUCUUUUGGUAUGGGGGCAAGAAUAAGACUUUCACCGGACCGCAUAUCAAUAUGGAAGUCCUGGAGGCGGCACAGAUGAGACCGAUUGAUGUGGAAACGCAGCCGGAGUAUCAUGAGCCGAAGAAGGAAUAGCUGCACAUUGUGUAAU